UUGACUAUGGCGAAUCAUUAUUCUACACGAAUUAUCGGUUCAAGGAGGAAAUAUCAACCGAGUUACUCCAGAUAUCAGGAACUAGAAAGUGUUGGAUCAGAGGAAGAUUCAGUUGAGGACCUCCCUCUGGCCAUGGGAGAGGACGGUUUCGACAACGAGAAUGAGUCAUUGACUCGACGAGGCACCCACAGGCAGGACCCUUUAACACGUUUUUUCUGCAACAUUAACAAUGCCUGUUCAAGUUGUUGUGCAUCAUUCAAACUGAGAUGUAAACCAGAGAAAGAGCUGUUUCCCCGGACAGUAUGGCUUGGCAAGCCAGGCCCACAGCAAGAGAAAUAUCCCCCCAACAAGAUCUGCAAUCAGAAAUACAAUAUCUUCACAUUUAUACCUCUGGCCCUGUACUACCAGUUCAAGUUGUUUCUCAAUCUCUACUUCUUGCUGAUGGCUUUAUCUCAGUUGAUACCGUCACUUAGAAUAGGAUAUCUCUACACCUAUUGGGCUCCAUUGGGUUUUGUCAUCUUUGUGACGAUGUGUCGCGAGGCUCUUGACGAUUUCAGACGGUACAGAAGAGAUCGUGAGGUGAACAUGCAGCAGUAUUACAAACUGACUAGAACAGGAUUAGUGAAGGUACCAAGCUCAGAGCUACAGGUAUCGGAUCUUAUUGUCGUAGAAAAGAACCAACGAGUUCCUGCAGAUCUUGUUUUACUGAGAACAACAGAAAGAAAUGGAGCAUGUUUUAUACGCACAGACCAGUUGGAUGGGGAAACUGACUGGAAACUUAGACUAGCAGUACCGAGCUGUCAAAGGUUAAACAAAGAUGAGGAUCUGCUGAGCUAUAAUGGCAAUGUAUAUGCAGAGAAGCCUCAGAAAGAUAUCCACAGUUUUGUGGGAACAUUUACGGUGUUAGAAGAAGGUGUUUCAACACAAGAUGCUCUUGGUAUUGAGAAUACAUUAUGGGCUAACACCGUUGUUGCGUCAGGUAGGGCACUGGGAGUUGUCAUCUACACUGGAACAGAGACGAGGGCUGUCAUGAAUACGUCCAGUCCUAGGGUCAAGUAUGGUAUCACUGACCUUGAGGUCAACAACCAGACCAAAGUGCUCUUCCUCCUGACCUUGGCACUGGCCGUCACCAUGAUCAUCUUGAAGGGAUUCCAAGGUCCAUGGCUGAGAUACUUCAUCAGAUAUGUGCUUUUAUUUUCUUCUAUUAUUCCUCUCAGUUUACGAGUAAACCUUGACAUGGCGAAGAUCGUCUACUCCUUUGUCAUCAUGAGGGAUUCUGACAUUCCUGGUACCGUAGUUAGAUCAACGACCAUUCCUGAAGAGCUGGGGCGGAUCACAUACCUUCUGUCUGAUAAGACUGGAACACUCACACAGAAUGAGAUGGUCUUCAAGAAAUUGCAUCUAGGUACGGUAUCCUUUGGUAACGACAGUCUUGAUGAUAUCAAGACACACCUACUCUCUGCGUACUCUCAGAGUAACCAUGCAGGAUCGUCAAAGACCACACCCGCACGCAAAUCAACGGUCAGGCGGACCGUCGUCACCAGGGUGUUUGAGUCGGUUAGGGCGCUGGCGUUGUGUCAUAAUGUGACACCGGUUGAGGAAGAGGAUGCUGAAAGGUUGGUGAUCAACGAUGGAGACCAGGAGGCUCGAAUUGUCUAUCAAGCAUCAAGCCCUGAUGAGGUUGCUUUGGUAACCUGGACAGAAACUGUGAACCUAACCCUUGUGAGACGAGACCUCAACUCCAUGCUCCUUCGGAACCCUACAGGAGAUUUAGAUGAGUAUACCAUCCUUCAGAUCUUUCCUUUCACCUCAGAGACCAAGAGAAUGGGGAUCAUCGUCAAGGAGGAGAAAUCUGGUCAGAUCAUAUUCUUCAUGAAAGGAGCUGACACGGUGAUGAGCUCCAUAGUGCAAUACAAUGACUGGCUGGAAGAAGAGAGUGGUAACAUGGCAAGGGAAGGAUUGAGAACUCUUGUUGUUGGAAAGAGGGUCCUUACAGAAGAACAGUAUGCAGAUUUUGAGAAUCGAUACACCCAGGCCAAGCUGAGUGUAACGGAGAGAGCAUCGAAGGUAGCGGCAGUAGUGGAGAGUAUAGAGAGAGACCUUGAGCUCCUGUGUCUUACAGGUGUGGAAGAUAAAUUACAACAAGAUGUUCGCCCAACGCUAGAGAUGCUUAGGAAUGCUGGUAUUAAGAUUUGGAUGUUAACGGGAGACAAGCUAGAGACGGCCUGCUGUAUAGCCAAGAGUGCUAAGCUGGUGUCAACAAGACAAGCUCUGUUUGUCUUCAAGAAAGUCAGCAACCGUUCAGAAGCCCAUUCAGAGCUAAACUCCUUCAGAAGAAAGAGUGAUUGUGCCCUUGUUAUCAUGGGGGAGUCAUUAGAUGUUUGUCUCAAGUUCUAUGAACAUGAAUUCAUUGAGCUAGCUUGCCAGUGCCCAGCAGUUGUAGUGUGUAGAUGCUCACCAACCCAGAAAGCUGACAUAGUCAACCUUCUUAAAACGCAUACAGGGAAGAGAACAUGUGCAAUAGGUGAUGGAGGAAACGAUGUCAGCAUGAUUCAAGCAGCCAAUGCUGGGGUUGGUCUAAUUGGAAAGGAGGGAAAGCAAGCCUCGCUGGCCGCUGACUUUUCUCUGACUCAGUUCCGUUACCUAGGACGACUCCUCAUGGUCCAUGGUCGUAACAACUAUAAGAGCUCCGCCUCUUUGAGUCACUUUGUGAUGCAUCGUGGGUUGAUCAUCUCUACCAUGCAGGUCGUCUUCUCAUCGCUCUUCUACUUCUCCUCUGUAGCUCUCUACCAGGGCGUGCUUUCUGUAGGGUAUGUAACAGCAUACACAAUGUUCCCUGUUUUCCUGUUAGUAAUAGACAAAGAUGUAACACCAGAAACAGCCAUCAAAUACCCAGAGCUUUAUAAAGACUUGCAGAAGGGUCGGAUGUUGUCCUGGAAGAUGUUCUUUGUUUGGAUCCUAAUCAGCGUUUACCAGGGUGGUAUCAUCAUGUACGGCGCCCUCUGGUUGUUCGAAGGAGAGUUCCUUCAUAUCAUCUCCAUCACGUUCACCGCCCUCAUCAUCACCGAGCUCCUCAUGGUUGCGUUGACCAUCAGGACGUGGCACUGGACGAUGGUCAUCGCAGAGAUCCUCAGUAUCGUCAUCUACAUCGCUUCCAUGUUCAUCUUCACAGGAUACUUUGAUCGGGAUUUCAUUACCACCUUCACAUUUUGGUGGAAAGUUGUGGUCAUCACGCUUGUCAGCAAUGUGCCUCUCUAUAUCCUCAAGUUCCUACGAAGACGCUUCAGCCCUCCCAGCUAUUCCAAGCUAUCAGAAUAGGUAC
Lytechinus variegatus (green sea urchin) is the source of this 3322-nucleotide messenger RNA. RefSeq names its product probable phospholipid-transporting ATPase IIB. Gene Ontology annotation, biological process: phospholipid translocation; endocytosis; retrograde vesicle-mediated transport, Golgi to endoplasmic reticulum. Gene Ontology annotation, molecular function: ATP hydrolysis activity; magnesium ion binding; ATPase-coupled intramembrane lipid carrier activity. Lineage: Eukaryota; Metazoa; Echinodermata; Echinoidea; Temnopleuroida; Toxopneustidae. The record is from RefSeq and is a predicted model, not a curated record. Bases 7 to 3318 code for a protein of 1103 amino acids. Gene Ontology annotation, cellular component: plasma membrane; endosome; trans-Golgi network. The transcript is spliced from 23 exons.